AUGGGUUACUGGCUGGUCCUCGUGAUGCUGUGGCAGUGUGACACGACCUACAGAGAACUCUCUUUCCUGGACGCUGCCAAUUCAGGAAUUAUAUUCCUGUUGAAGAUUUUUGUCCACCUGACACUGUUAUCAGGUCUCCUUAAACUUCUUCAGGCGAUGACCAUCCAGGAAUAUUGGUCAUAUUUUGCUAUACAGAAAGAACCAGAUGUGCUUUGCGAUCAAAACCCAGAACAAUCAAAUAGGAACCAUAGUGAUGAUGAACGAAAGGGAAAGAAAAAAUGGAAAGAAAGAGAAGGGGAAGAAAAAAAGGAGGAACUAGAAGAGAAACUGGAAGAAGAACAAGAAAUGGAAGAAGAAAAUGAAGAACAACAUCCCCAGGAAAGAUUAGUCAGUAAGCCCCUCAUGGACACUCUCUGGGCAACAUUUAAGUUAAACAAAUGCCCCACAACGGGAGAUAGCCGAUCACUUGCAUUUGAAUUUAAUAUGACAGUAAAACAGAUAAAGCAGUGGUUUCAUAAAAGGAGGAAGAAAUACAAUAAAGUGAUGUACAAGAGGAAACAUAAGAAGAGACCUAAGAGAUGCUGA
Messenger RNA from Panthera uncia (snow leopard), 585 nucleotides. It is a transcript of the gene NANOGNB, whose product is annotated as NANOG neighbor homeobox. The coding region runs from base 1 to 585 and encodes 194 amino acids. The transcript is spliced from 5 exons. Gene Ontology annotation, molecular function: DNA binding. The record is from RefSeq and is a predicted model, not a curated record. Lineage: Eukaryota; Metazoa; Chordata; Mammalia; Carnivora; Felidae.